GUCUGGCGCAAUGUCGUUUCGGUCCUUACUUCUCAUCGCCCUUGUGUCUGCGGCUUGGGUGGCUGCCCAGGAUGUGGUGCCCGAUGAUCCGGAAGUGCAGAUGCAAAUGCACGCCAUGUUUUACACGGCUCGUGUUGCCUGUGCGGUGGAAAACAUGAUUCCGUAUGCUCAAACCUGUGCUGUCUUUGCUUUCCUGAGCUUGAGUCUGCAUUGUGGCAGGGCUCUUCAGGAUCAUGCCAAGGAUAACGGCGACGUCUUCAUUAUAAACUACGAUAGCUUCGAUGGCGACGUGGAUGAUGUAUCCACCACCACACCAGCUCCUAGAGAAGCCGACUAUAUAGAUUUUGAUGAGGUUAACAGGAACUGCAAUGCAAGUUUCAUAACGUCGACCAGCAACGUGUUGCAGUUCAACAGCACUGGUGAACUGCCCGAUGACAAGGACAAGGCAACCAGCAUGUGCUAUUUCAACUGCUUUUUCGAAAAGUCCGGUCUGAUGACGGACUACAAGCUAAACACGGAUCUGGUGCGCAAAUAUGUUUGGCCAGCCACUGGCGAUUCCAUUGAGGCUUGCGAGGCCGAAGGCAAGGACGAGACGAAUGCCUGCGUGCGCGGCUAUGCCAUCGUCAAGUGCGUCGUCAUCAGAGCGCUCACGGACGCCAGGAACAAGCCCACCGUUUGAGUAUCAGCAAAGGGGCCCAUCUUGGACUAUGGACUAUUCAGUAGGA
This is a messenger RNA of Drosophila gunungcola (fruit fly), 725 nucleotides long. It is a transcript of the gene Obp84a, whose product is annotated as general odorant-binding protein 84a. The transcript is spliced from 5 exons. The record is from RefSeq and is a predicted model, not a curated record. The coding region runs from base 11 to 679 and encodes 222 amino acids. Gene Ontology annotation, molecular function: odorant binding. Gene Ontology annotation, biological process: sensory perception of smell. Lineage: Eukaryota; Metazoa; Arthropoda; Insecta; Diptera; Drosophilidae.